CCACUGAGGAUUAGGCCACCAGGCUGAGAGCAGUGAUACAGCAAGACUCUCAAGCCAUUUGUUUGACAAAGGAAUUUCUUGAGCGAUUGAACUGCAACCAGUCCAGUUAUUGGAACUGUUCCUUCUGCCGCAGUCCCUGCUCAUGCUCAUGUCCAGCCAACCUGGGACCUCGCACCUUUCAGCUGCAGCUCUGAAAAACAUGUGGGUCGUCCCAAGGAUACCUCACACAAGGGCUACACACACAAAAUACACUGUGAAUGCUGGUUUUUAAUUUGUUCUACUAAGCACAGAAUAAAAAGAAUAUUAAAUUAAUUGAUAAACUACCCUACAAGUGUAAUCACUGAAAAAAAAAUCAUUCCCUCUUGUAUCAAUGAAUUAUUUAUAUUCAUACCUCUAUACAUUUAUGUACAUCAUUCCCUAAACACAGUUUGAUCUAUGGUAGGUACUUCUGCAUUUUUUUAACCCGCUAGCUUCCAUAAAACCAUACCAAAAAAGUAAUUUAAGGGGAAACAAGUCCAGGUUAAAUUAAGUCACGAAUUAACAAGGAAACAAUCCAAGUAAAUAUAAGUAAAUAGAAGAUUAAAAAAAUUGAAAAAUUUCUGAAGCACCGGUGCCCUAGCAAAGAAGCUCUGCUCUUUCAGGAUCAAGAAGCUGUGCUUAACCAUGCUGUGCACUACGGGGAAUGUGGAAAAUGAACACACUUGUGAAGAUUUGUUACAGGCUGAGGGCACAUUGCUGCAAACACUGAAUGGAACCACUCCUUACUGUCACCUUGCUCACAGCACACAAUGUCCGUGCACAGCACGGCGCAUACUGCACUGCAGCGAGGGCCUCCCCCGUGGCUGUGAAGUCCCUAUGAAGCACCUGGCGACCUGGCCCUGACUGGGUUAGCUGACAGGCCUCUGCCACCGCCUAUGCGCCAAGCUUCGGGAGCGCGCGAGCCCUGCGAACGCCAGGAGUGAGCCUACGGUGAGACCCGCCAAGGGCGGGCCCCCAGCACCAGCGCUUCAUGGCUCUUUGCAUUAACGCCACGGCCGCUUCGCCAUGCGGCCUUGAGCGCAGCGCGGGCACCGCCCGCCGAGCCGCCACAGCGGGACCCGCCCGAACAGGGCCCGCACCGCCCCUGCUAGGCUUGAUCACCGCCCCGCCGCGGCCGGGGGCGGAGCGGGGCCGGGCCAGACCGGGGGCAGAGCGGGGCUGGGUUGCAUCCCGAGGCGUGUUCCUGGAGCGCGGGACGGCUGAGGGUGACAAAACACAGAACGACCUCAGGAUGUCUGUAAUUCAGCAAGGGACAGCAACACUUCGGAAAGCAAAGAAAACCACUGUAAAAACAUGUCUAGAUAACCCCUUUGUUUUCCAGUGGAAAACCAUAGAUGGAGAAGAUAUGCAUUUUAUACUAGAGACCUUAGAAGAAAGGAUUAAACACAUUGGACUUAAAAAGAUUGAGAGUCCAAGAAAGAAAAAACGUUCCCUUACAAAAAAACAAACAGAAAGAAAGUGUGAUGCUGGCACCAAUGAUUUCCCUAAAGAGGAAGCAGAAAGCCACCAACAAAAACCAGGAUGGACUGACAUAAGUAUCAGAAGACAGCUUGCCAUUGGAGUUAAUGAAGUUACAAAAGCAUUGGAAAAAAAUGAACUUCUUCUCUUGCUGGUGUGCAAGUCUGCCAAACCUGCCAUGAUCACGUCGCACCUGAUCGAGCUGAGCGCGAGCCGCGCCACGCCGGCAGGGCAGGUGCCACGGCUCAGCGAGACCGUCGCGCCCCUUCUUGGCCUGACGUCCAUUUUAGCACUCGGCUUCAAAAAGCACUCUGACAAAUUCACUGAAGCAAUAGCAGCAAUAAUUCCAAAGAUACCGGCUUUGGAAGUGCCGUGGUUUCAGUACAGAACUGAAGAACCCAUGGCUUAUGCAGAUACAGAUUCUUCAGACAAUCUGGAACCCGAAGAGCUUGCAGAGGUGCUGGAGGAUAAGCUCGCAAGUCAGAAGCGGAAGCAUACAGAAAGCAAUUGGCCUGAUCUUUCAAAUGUAAUUUUGCAGCCUUUGAAAAUCAAGAAACUUGUCCCAAAUCCCAAUAAGAUAAAGAAACCACCUCGCAAAAAGAAAAAGGCUUUUUCAGCAUAACUGAGUUUGGUUCUUUCUAUUAAACAGAUUUUUAAAUGCAGGAUGGAGUACAGUUCUAACAGUUCUUCUAGGCUUUACAGUGUAAAAGUCUUGAAUACAAGGUGAACUUGAUGUUGCACUUGAGGUACUUUCUGCUUUAAUAAAAAAUAUUCCUCAGA
Pyrgilauda ruficollis (rufous-necked snowfinch) is the source of this 2277-nucleotide messenger RNA. It is a transcript of the gene RPP38, whose product is annotated as ribonuclease P/MRP subunit p38. Gene Ontology annotation, biological process: tRNA 5'-leader removal. Gene Ontology annotation, cellular component: ribonuclease MRP complex; nucleolar ribonuclease P complex; fibrillar center. The record is from RefSeq and is a predicted model, not a curated record. Bases 1010 to 2119 code for a protein of 369 amino acids. Gene Ontology annotation, molecular function: ribonuclease P RNA binding; ribonuclease P activity. The transcript is spliced from 2 exons. Lineage: Eukaryota; Metazoa; Chordata; Aves; Passeriformes; Passeridae.